AUGGCAGUUGGUUUCUGGCCCGAUAAAACCGUCCCGAAUACCCCGAAGAUCAAUAUUGCCCAGCUGGAGCGGAAUAGUGAAAUGGAAGUGGAUGGCGACGGCGAGGAGACGGUGAUUGGCAACAAAGAAGGCUAUCGGGUCUGCUACGACCAGUCCAUGCACGAUGUCCCAACGUCUAGUCGGAGGCGGCGCCUCCUGCUCUCGACGGACAGCGCUUUUGCCGACACCGUCCUACCCUCGCUAGUCAAGAACCCGUAUAUCGAGCUGCGCUUGAUCACCGACGAAUCUGUGGCGCUGCUGGCCGGCACAAACAAAAUCCCACAUUACACAGACUCAGUCGACAGUACAACCUUCGAUAAGAAGACCAGUGCGCGGAAAUGGCUCAAGGCGAAGACGGCUGAGCUCUGCGAGUGGGCGGAUAUGCUGCUGGUCGCUCCCAUCGACGCAGGCACUUUGGGAUCCAUGCUGACGGGGUUGACAAACAAUUUGACAUUGGCGCUUUUGCGAGGUUGGGUUUCGAGCAAGCCUGUGAUUUUGAUUCCAGGAAUGACCGUCUCAGAAUGGGAUCAUCCACUGAGUGCGCGACAGCUGGAAGAAAUCAAUCGGUUCUGGCCGUGGGUCCGGAUUGUUCAGCCCGUGCUCUGGAAGUCUAAUGGGCCGGAAGAGUUGACACCACUGCCCUGGGAUGGUCUGCAAGAACUGCACCGAAGCUUGGAGAAAGGCUUGAGCCUACCUCAGUGGGAGCGAACUUUUUCACAAGGCCCUUCCAGCGUGAAUGUAAUACCAUCAUCACAAUCGGCUUCAUCAACAAAGCCAUCAGGAAGUGACACUGCCACGGCCCUUCGCCAGCUUCAGACACACUGGCCAAAUCCAGAAACGAGAGUGCGAUCACUCCCUUUUGAGAUCUGGCUCAACGUCUUUGAGGAUCAAUUAGGGGACUGGGAAGUUGCAAAGGCCGUGGGCAUACCGACCAACCUCCCAGUUCCCCAAGAAUGGCAGAGCCACCUCCUGAAGAUGUCCACGCCGGCCUCUCUGGAGUAUACCAUCCUUCGCGGCUCAUUUGCCGCAAUGAAGAAACGCAUUGACAGUUUGCCUCGGUGGAAACCACUGUCAGACCUAGCCUGCCACCUCAUUGUGAAAUUCUCUCGUACCGAUAUCCUCUCUUACCUUACCGAAAACCACCUCGACCUUCUCUGGACAACGUCCCGCCUCACAAACAUCCCUUAUCGUGCGUCCGCGAUCUAUGGCAACCCCACUGUUCUCACCUGGUGGCGCGAUGCGCCUGCACUUCCAAACAAAGAGUACGCUGCCGACGCCAUGGACGGCGCUUCACGCGCUGGCUUCAUCCAUGUCUUGGACUGGUGGCUACAUUCAGGCCUCCCACUCCGCUAUAGCGAACGAGCUCUCGAGGCUGCCAGUGCCGAGGGCCGGGUCGCUGUUCUGGACUGGUGGAAGACCGCAUCAGCAAAGGCACCCAUCCACAAGCCAAUCCCUCUCAAAGUAGGCAAGUCUGUCCUACUAGCUGCGCAAUCUGGGCGCAUCGCAUCUCUUGCUUGGUGGGAUGCGUCUGGUAUCCCAUAUAGCCACGCUGAAAAUGUCGCCCGCAUUGCCAGUACGCACGGCCAUGUCCAUGUCCUCGAUUUCUGGUACCGACUGAAAGGACCGAAAAUGAUCUUCGAUAACCAAGUCCUUGUCGGCCCCACAAAAAACGGUCAUGAUCAUGUUUUGCAAUGGUGGAAAGACUGCGGUCUGAGGGUCGAAUUCAAGACUUGCGAUAUCGAGGAAGCCCUCGAAGAUGCAGUCUCCGGUGCGGACGGUCGCGUCCGUCGCUGGUGGGAGUGCAACGGUCUCAACCUUGGCGUCGGUACACGCGAGUGGAUGAAGCUGAAGGUGCUUUAA
This is a messenger RNA of Penicillium subrubescens, 1899 nucleotides long. RefSeq lists its product as uncharacterized. The record is from RefSeq and is a predicted model, not a curated record. Gene Ontology annotation, biological process: coenzyme A biosynthetic process. Gene Ontology annotation, molecular function: phosphopantothenoylcysteine decarboxylase activity; FMN binding. Gene Ontology annotation, cellular component: phosphopantothenoylcysteine decarboxylase complex. Lineage: Eukaryota; Fungi; Ascomycota; Eurotiomycetes; Eurotiales; Aspergillaceae. The transcript has a single exon. Bases 1 to 1899 code for a protein of 632 amino acids.